This is a messenger RNA of Cannabis sativa, 5900 nucleotides long. RefSeq lists its product as uncharacterized. Lineage: Eukaryota; Viridiplantae; Streptophyta; Magnoliopsida; Rosales; Cannabaceae. Gene Ontology annotation, biological process: endocytic recycling; retrograde transport, endosome to Golgi. Gene Ontology annotation, cellular component: EARP complex. The transcript has 25 exons. The coding region runs from base 280 to 3654 and encodes 1124 amino acids. The record is from RefSeq and is a predicted model, not a curated record. Gene Ontology annotation, molecular function: SNARE binding.
GAGAUCUUUUUCUUUUUCUUUGAAUAAUUAGGGAUUAUAUAUUUUGCAUUUAUACAAAAAUUAUAGACUGAGAUAAUUCGUAAAUAGUAGUUUCUAACAGUUAGAGAGAGAGUGAGGUCAAGGCUGAGCUACAAAAAGUCUACAAAUCCCAAAACUCCAUCGAAGCCGAAGAAGAAGAAGAAGAAGAAACUCCACUCCAUUGCUAGAUCUUCGCCAACUUGAUUAUCUACCUACCUGAAAUGGACUUUGCACGCUUUGAUCUAUGCGGUUGGAGUUGAAAUGCAGCCCAAUUUGUUCCCCUUCGGUACUGUUUUAGGUAACCCCUUUCUAUUCAAUGGCGAUUUGAGUGAGGGCUUUGAGAGCUCUAGGGUUUUCUUUUUGGUUCCCUUUCUAUUGUCACAAGGCGGUGGAAUGGAUUUAUCUAAGGUUGGUGAGAAGAUUUUGAGCUCCGUUAGGUCUGCUAGAUCGCUUGGUCUUCUUCCUUCUACUUCCGAUCGUCCUGAGGUUCCUCAACGAGCUGCAGCUGCUGCGGCUGUUGCUCGUGCCCUUGCAGGUCUGCCCCCACAUCAAAGAUAUAGCCUAUCAUCAAGCUCUGAAGAACUAAGCUCGAUAUAUGGCAGCAGACCUCAGAGUCAAGUGGUGGCAGAGCUAGAAGAAGACUUCUAUGAAGAGGAAUUUGAUCCCAUAAGCCAUAUUUUAGAGAAUGUUCCGUCUGAAGAAAAUGAGCUAGAGUACUUUGAGAAACAGGCUACCCUAAGAUUAGCACAACUGGAUAGAGUAUCGGAACGGUUGUCUCGACAAGUUAUGGAGCAUCAUGAAGUAAUGGUGAAGGGUAUGAAUUUGGUUAGGGAAGUGGAGAAAGACUUAAAGGUUGCAAAUGUCAUCUGCAUGAAUGGAAGAAGGCAUCUUAACUCAUCUAUCAAUGAGGUUUCAAGAGAUCUCGUUGUAAAUUCCCAUUCCAAAAAGAAGCAAGCUUUUCUGGACAUAGUUCCUGUUUUAACUGAGCUUCGCCAUGCAUUGGACAUGCAAGCAGCACUUGAAUCACUUGUCGAAGACGGAGAUUACUGCAAGGCUUUUCAAGUUCUAUCUGAGUAUUUGCAACUCUUAGAUAGUUUCUCCGAGCUUUCAGCUGUACAAGAGAUGAGCCGUGGAGUAGAGGGUUGGCUGGGAAGAACCCUUCAAAAGUUGGAUUCACUUUUGUUAGGAGUAUGCCAGGAGUUUAAUGAACAGAGCUAUAUUACUGUGAUUGAUGCUUAUGCACUUAUUGGUGAUAUCGCCGGUCUUGCUGAGAAGAUACAAAGCUUCUUUAUGCAAGAAGUUCUCUCAGAAACCCACUCUGUAUUGAAGGAUACUGUGCAAGAGGAUCAGGAAGUGCAUAAACAAAAUAAUAGACUCACAUACAGUGAUCUUUGCCUUCGGAUACCUGAAUCUAUGUUUAGGCAGAGUUUGUUGAGAACACUAGCUGUCCUUUUUAGGCUAAUGUGCUCCUACAAUGAAAUUAUGGGAUUUCAGCUGGAGAAUAAGGAUACAGCCAGUCAAACAUCAAAUAGUGUGCCAAGGGAAAAUGAUAACUCUAGGAAUGCAGGAGAGGUCCAGAAAGUUGGGUCUGCCUCUGGAAAUUCCUCUAGAUUUAAUGGCUCUCUUGAUCAAUCUGUAGAUAGAGUUUCUGGUUCAUCUUCUACAAUAGAAGCUACAGCUGUGAAAUCUUUAUCUGAGGAUACUCGGUCUACAAGUUCCGCACAUACAAGUCCAAAUGACUCCAUUGUUGAAGAUACAAAGGAUGAUGGGGCAACAUCAACCAGUGGAUCUCCAUGGUAUCAUCUCCGAAAAGAUGCUACAGGAUUUGUUUCACAAACCCUUCAAAGAGGACGCAAGAAUCUUUGGCAACUCACAACUAGUCGAAUAUCUGUCCUGCUUUCUUCUUCUGCUGUUUCUUCCGCUAGUAUCCACCAAUUCUUGAAAAAUUAUGAAGAUCUCAAUGUCUUCAUCUUGGCUGGGGAAGCAUUUUGUGGAGUUGAAGCAGUUGAAUUUAGACAAAAGCUAAAAAUUGUGUGUGAUAAUUACUUCAUAGCAUUUCACCGGCAGAAUAUACACGCACUUAAAAUGGUUUUGGAGAGAGAAAAUUGGCUUGUAAUGCCACCAGAUACAGUACAGGCAAUCAGCUUUGCUGGGCUUGUUGGUGAUGGAGCACCUCUACUUGCUUCAUCUGAUGGCAAAUCCGGUCACUCCAGAUCUAUUUUUGACAAGUCUGUCAAAUCAGUAGAUACUCGUUCGAAUAAGAGUGGAUUUUCUCACUGGGCAAUAAGUGGAAAUCCAUUUCUGACUAAACUAGUUCAUACUUCCAAAGAAGGUCACUCCAAUCAAUUUAAUGGAACAGUCUUUACUGAACUUGGUGGACAUCUAAAUGAUAAUCUUUUUGAUGAGAAGGUAUCUCCACGAAAGAGCGACUCAAGCCAAUUGAAUGGUACUAAUUCUGUUUUAGAAGAAGAAAAUGAAGAUCUUCUUGCGGACUUUAUUGAUGAGGAUAGUCAACUCCCAAGUAGAAUUUCAAAGCCUAAAGUUCGAAGAAGUCAUUCAAGUUUGAAGGAUGAUGAGUGUGUAGCCCAAACAGGAUCUUCUAUUUGUGUUCUUCGAUCCAUGGAUAAGUAUGCAAGGCUUAUGCAGAAGUUAAAAAUAAUCAAUGUUGAGUUCUUUAAGGGGAUAUGCCAGCUGUUCGAGUUAUUUUUUCAUUUUGUAUUUGAAACGUUUGGUCAACAAAGCAAUAUUUCAGCUGGAAAAGGUUCGGUUGACUUCAUUAGCAGUCGACUGAAGAUGGCAUUAUCUAGAAUAACACAGGAUUGUGACCAGUGGAUAAAACCCUCAUCCUCUACACAAACAUCUUUGACUCCAUCAUAUACACAUGCGGAUGUCACACCAAGUCCCCCCAAUUCAAAUUUCGGUCAUGCACCAGGAAUAUCUUUUGGUCUCAAGGAAAGAUGUGCAGGUGCUGACACUAUAUCUCUUGUUGCUCGAAUGUUGCAUAGAUCUAAAACUCAUCUCCAAUCUAUGUUUCUUCAAAGUAAUACUGCUGUUGUUGAAGAUUUCUACACAAAUUUGGUGGAUGCUGUACCUGAUCUUAUAGAGCACAUCCACAAGACAACUGCAAGACUAUUACUUCAUAUUAAUGGAUAUGUUGAUCGGAUUACUAAUGCAAAGUGGGAAGUAAUAGAUCUUGGGCUUGAGCAUAAUGGGUAUGUUGAUUUGCUGUUGGGAGAGUUUAAGCACUAUAAGACGAGGCUAACUCAUGGCGGAAUUCGCAAGGAGCUUCAAGACCUCCUUUCAGAAUAUGGAAUUGAAAUAAUCGCUGAAACACUAGUUGAAGGUCUAUCACGAGUGAAGAGAUGUACUGAUCAAGGACGAGCUCUAAUGUCAUUGGAUCUUCAGGUCUUAAUCAACGGACUCCAACAUAUCGUCCCGGUAAAUGUGAAGCCCAAGUUUCAUAUAGUCGAAACCUUUAUUAAGGCUUACUACCUUCCCGAAACCGAAUAUGUGCACUGGUCACGCGCUCACCCGGAAUACACAAAAAACCAAAUCAUAGGACUGGUAAACUUGGUUGCCACAAUGAAAGGUUGGAAGAGAAAAACGAGAUUGGAAACAAUCGAAAGGAUCGAGUGAGAGUGAGAGCGAUAACUAACUAUAUGCGAAGGCUUGGGUUCUCUUCAACCAUAGAAAGUAAAAGUAGUCUUACAUUGUGAUUCUGCCUUCAUAUUGUUUUAACCUCAUAUCUUUGUUUUGAUUUGUUUUACUUUCAUUUUUAUCAUUUUUUCGAGGUUUGUAUAUUUUGAUGGGUUGUUUUGAUUUGUAUGAUUUCAUCAAGGUUGUGUAUAUGAGUUCCCAGAAUGUAAUAUAUAUGGCUCUCCUCGAGUGAAGAAGCAUUAAAUGUAAUUUUGAAUUGAACAAAAAAACAAUAAUAACUCUACCAAAAUAAUGGUGAGAAAAAUAGAGUAAUAGUUUUAAUAUGGUAAAAGAAAUAAUAACUUUAAGAAGUAUUUAUUGUUUUUUCGUGGUCAUCAAGUUACUAGUUAAAAAAUAGCUUUUUUAUGAUAAUAAAGGAAAGAAAUUAAUUCACAAAUAAUAAACUUGUAUUAUAUAUAUAUGAAUUAAAUAAAGGUAAAAACACUGAAUAAUAAAAGGUAAGUCAUAACCCUCGAGUAAGCAUCAUGAUUUUUUUAGUGCAAAAACGAGUCUUGGGUUUUGGAAUAGUUCGCCAUUGUUGCGUUGUUGGUUUACAAACAAUGUAUUUUGGCAAGUCAUAACCCUCGAUGCAGAGGAGAAGACCUCAUUUGGUGGCUGCUGCGAUUCUAAUAUUACAAGGAAGAAAAUUUCUCAACGAUAGUUUUGUGGAAGAGUGUGGUGUGGAGAUAUAGUUAGUACAAAAAACACUAAAUCAUCAAUCAUAGACUUAGAAUACGAACACCGGAAGCUAUAUUGGCUCGUUUGUAGAAAAGUUGUGUGAACUUAGUUUCGUAAGUGGCUUCAUUUAUUUUCUUUGAAACCAUUCGACAACAUGCUACUGUUUCUAGGGAAGUUCUAGAUAAUAUUUCGUAUACAAAGAUUUCAAUUGGGAUUUUCAUAGUGAUGAUGAUUUUUGUGAACUAAAGAAUGGAAGGUUGAUAUAUUUUUGUAAACUCAUUAAGGUUGAUUUUUGCUUCUGUUAAUUUACUAUUAAAAAAGUGAGUUGAACAAUGAGAUAAAUCACAAAAGCAUAAGAGUAGUAUGAAAUAUCUCAAUAAUUUUAUGAUUAAACAAAUAUCUCAUAUUAAUAAUAACUCUUACCAAAAUUAUCACUACUACAAAAUAGGGUUUUAGUGACACUCUUUAGUGACACACGCAAAAGUGUGGGUCACUAAAAGACUAGAAAUGAGUUUUAGUGACAUGCACAAAAAGACUCUAAAAUUCAUUGUUAGUGUCCUAUAAUUUGGGUCACUAAAAAUAAGAAGUGUCACUAAAAACUAAUUCUUACAAUUUAUUUUAUUUUUUUUAGUAAAAAAAAUAUUGACUUAUAGUGACGUUCUAGGCGCGACUAUAUAAAUAUGUCCCAACACGCCUAGCGCGUCACUAUAUCAUAUCCAUGAAAGAGAACUUUUCAGCAAAAUAAUGUAUAUUUAAUUACUUUUAUAGGUACCAUUAUUUUAUAUGUACCUAUACUUUUUUGUUAAAUGAAUGUACCCAUAAUUUAUUGUCUUAUUGUUUUUUUUUUUCAAAUAACCUUAUUACCUUUAAUAAAUAUAAUUAAUAAGUAAAUAAAGAAAAAAGAUAAAUAUGGGUUUCAUUUAGCAAACCCUACAUUAUACAGUUAGAAAGGAAACCAGCGGCGCUCUCUUGCCUCCUUCCUUUCUCUUUUUUUUUUUCCUUUCUUUUGAGAUAUGAUCUCUCAACUCCAUCUAUUUAGAUCAAAAAAAUUCUAUCUUCACAUCUGAUGACUCCCUGUUCAAACACCUUUCAAAGACCACCGCCGUCGCCGGCCUUCGAAGGCCAAAGCGACCUCCAUCGGCGGACGACAGACCUUGAAGCCCCAAAAAUCCCAAAGCCUCUCCGCCUAGCACAUCCACUCUGACCGCGGAUCUAAGAUUCGACAUCUCUUCAACUUUUUUUUUCUCUAUUUCUCUCUUUUCUGUAAUGCGUGUUGAACUUGGCUUCUGGGUUCGUGGUCGUCAAGACUGCAACUUGGUGUUGAUAUUCUUUUAGUUUUAUUUUGUUGUAAUGUUCAUUCUAUUUCUGAGUUUAUGGGUUUCAAUUCAUAUCCACUAUUGAAUUUUAGCUUUGCUGAACUUUACUUCUUUUAUAUUAUAUUCAUCAAAGGAAUAUUUUUCAGUGUAAUGUAUUCUAUAUUUGUUUAUUUAUUUAAUUUUUUUUGUAAA